GAUGGAAAAUGUGGUUUUCAUAUUUUGCUUCACACAAAGGGAAGCUCCCAUCCUCUCUUUGCGGUCAAUUCCUUAAAGGGAUGGACUCUUUUGAGUGACAUACUUUUUUCUGUAUCUUAUGUUUAUCUCUAACAAAACCCUCUUAUGUUGUCUAAUAAAACCCCUCAUCUUGUAGGUGUUCUUGGAGCUUGUGUGCUUUAUUAUUGUUAAACAUUUUCAUUUUGUUUCAAACUUUAAGGUCGUAAUAAGAAAGGGAAAAGAUGGUGGGGUAUGGUAAUGAAGAACAAGUUCUUGGAGGAGUAGGAAGUGAAGAUCUCUCCCUUUCUUACCCUGACCCUAUUGUCUUAGAGCUCAACCGAUUACAGAACCUUCUCAAAGAGAAAGGAAGAGAGCUGGGGGCUGCACAAGGAGAAAUUAAGGCUUUGAGGGCAACUGAAGCUUUGAAGGAUAAGGCUAUCGAAGAGUUCAGGAAUGGAGUUGGUAAACUGGAAGAAAAACUUGGUGUCAUGGAAAAUCUUGUAGAGAGCAAGAAUCUUGAAAUCAAGAAGAUAACAGAUGAAAAGAAAGAUGCAUUAGCAGCACAGUAUGCUGCGGAAGCAACUCUUAGAAGGGUCCAUGCAAAUCAGAAGGAUGAUGAUUCUCCUCCUAUUGAGUCGGUCAUUGCUCCUCUUGAGGCAGAGAUUAAAAUGUAUAAAAAUGAGAUUGCAGCACUACAGGAGGAUAAGAAGGCAAUGGAGCGUCUUACCAAGUCAAAAGAAUCAGCUCUGCUUGAAGCAGAGGGAAUCUUGCGAAGUGCUCUAGAAAGGGCUUUAAUAGUCGAGGAGGUUCAGAACCAAAACUAUGAGUUGAAGAGACAGAUUGAAAUCUGCCAGGAGGAGAACAGAAUUCUAGAGAAGACGAAUCGCCAAAAAGUGUUGGAGGUUGAAAAGCUUAGCCAGACCAUUCAUGAACUUGAGGAGGCAAUUCUAGCUGCUGGAGCUGCGGCCAAUACUAUCCGUGACUAUCGGAGACAGAUUUCUGAACUAAAUGAGGAGAAGAGGAUUCUGGAGAGGGAGCUAGCCAGAGCCAGAGUUUCAGCAAACCGAGUUGCAACUGUGGUGGCUAACGAGUGGAAGGAUGAAAAUGACAAGGUCAUGCCUGUCAAGCAAUGGCUUGAAGAGAGAAGGCUGCUGCAGGCGGAGAUGCAAAGAUUAAAAGAUAAGCUAGCUAUAUCAGAGAGAACAGCUAAUGCAGAAGCACAGCUGAAGGAAAAAUUGAAGCUGAGGCUAAAGACAUUGGAAGAGGGCUUACAGCAUGUACAGAGUUUCUCUGUGAACCCUAAUGCAUCCUGUGGAUCCCCUAAACCAGGAAAAACCAGUAACAUAUUAGGAUUUUUAACAAGCAAUGGAGGAAUAAGAAAGAGGUCUGCAUCACAGCCAAGGGGUUCCACCAUCAGUAUAAGCUCUCCUUUCCAGCAGCCAAAUAUUGAAAUUGAAAAUGCCAACGCUGCUGGAAUCCAAAAUCGAGCCGAUAGCUUCAAGAAGAAGAGUGGUUCUGGAGAAAACCCGUUGAGGAAAGGCAUGUGGGUGUCUAGAAGUAAAGUUGUUGAUAGCGGAGGAAAGGAAAAUGCAGAAGUGAAGACAAACACAGAUUCGUAUAUCGACAAACACAAGAACAAUGAUACAACAAGUUCAGCAGAAACGAAGAACAAAGUUGUUGGAAAUGAAGAUUUGCAAAACAAGGGAGGUACCAUUUCUUCGAGCGAGGAUGUUGUUUCAGGAUUCCUAUAUGAUAGACUUCAAAAAGAGGUCAUAAAUCUAAGAAAAUAUUGUGAGACUAAAGAAAGUAGUUUGAAUGCUAAAGAUCAAGAAAUUCAGAUGCUCAUGAAGAAGGUUGAUGCCCUAACAAAAUCCAUUGAAGUAGAGUCCAGGAAAGUGAAGAGAGAAGCGGCUGCUAGAGAAAAAGAAGCUGUAUCAGCAAAACCAAAUAAACCAAAAAGAUUUGGAGUAUAAACUUCUCAAAAAGGGAAACCGAGCAUCUUGAAGACUGCUUGGAUUGGAUAUAGCUGAAGGCUACCUACCUGAAAUUCAUUUUAUUCUUCAUCCAUGCCUUAUGAUUCUUCGUUGUAAAUACGGACUGUUUUACUGAUUCUAGCUAGUUGAAAUAAAGUUCUGAGUCAAUGGACAGAGGAGUUCUGAAAUGUAACAUCCUAGGAUAGAGCUGAAAGUUGUGUUCAUUGUUGCUUGAGAUUACCUGAAUGCUUUUGGUUUUGUGUA
This is a messenger RNA of Populus euphratica (Euphrates poplar), 2255 nucleotides long. RefSeq names its product microtubule-associated protein 70-5. Gene Ontology annotation, molecular function: microtubule binding. The record is from RefSeq and is a predicted model, not a curated record. Bases 261 to 1991 code for a protein of 576 amino acids. The transcript has 11 exons. NCBI's taxonomy places the organism in Eukaryota, Viridiplantae, Streptophyta, Magnoliopsida, Malpighiales, Salicaceae. Gene Ontology annotation, biological process: cytoskeleton organization.